AUGACACCCCAGGGAAAUGGGGUUGAGGCUGAUUACCUCAUUCAGUGUAUGUUGACUCAGAAGGCAGUCCUGAAUGAAGCACCACGGCAGGAACCCUCAGAGGGCCUGCAGCAGUUGGUAAUUGGAUUCCUUACCACAGCCAAGCAGGCCAUGGAAGGAGAUAUCAAUAGAUUUUAUUACCUAGUUGCCAGUGUCCAAAUGGGAUUAUAUCAGACAGAGACUCCAGAAUCACUAACUAAUAGUCAGACAGAGAUCUUAAAUAGAAUCAUCGAAGGUUACUUGCGGGCAUUUACCAGUCUUGAACAAAUAGAUUGGGUAAAGCUUCUACCUACAGCCACAUUUACAUACAACAAUAGUAUGAAUUAUACGCUUCGAAUAUCACUAUUCAAGGCCCUAUAUAGGUUUGACCCGGAAUUCCACAUUGACAUUGCAGACAAUGUCCCAGAAAGGGAGAUACCUACAGCCAAGGAUUGUAUUUAA
Talaromyces stipitatus ATCC 10500 is the source of this 480-nucleotide messenger RNA. RefSeq lists its product as uncharacterized. Gene Ontology annotation, molecular function: nucleic acid binding. The record is from RefSeq and is a predicted model, not a curated record. The transcript has 5 exons. NCBI's taxonomy places the organism in Eukaryota, Fungi, Ascomycota, Eurotiomycetes, Eurotiales, Trichocomaceae. Bases 1 to 480 code for a protein of 159 amino acids.